GCCCCGCCCCUGCCGGGUGGGGCCAGAUGCCAGGGCGGCAAGGCUUCCCAGGGCUCCCUCCACGCACAGCCCAGAGCAGAGGCCAACGGAGGACCCAUGCCGGCCCCAUGAGGACGCUACUGACCAUCCUGGCUGUGGGAUCCCUGGCUGCUCCCAUAGCUGAGGACACCUCGGAUCUCCUCCAUCACGUGGAAUUCCGAUCCAGCAACUUCGAAAACAUCCUGAUGUGGGACGGCGGGCCCGCCACGGUCUACAGCGUCGAGUACAAGAUGUACGGAGAGAGCGGGUGGCUGCCCAAGGAGGCCUGCCAGCGCAUCACCCGGAAGUCCUGCAACCUGACCGUGGAGACCAGCCUCUUCACCGACCUCUACUACGCCAGGGUCACCGCCGUCAGCGUGGGGGGCCGGAACUUCACCAAGAUGACUGGCAGGUUCAGCCCACUGCAACACACUACCAUCAAACCACCUGACGUGACCUGUAUCCCCAAAGUGAGAUCCAUUCAAAUGAUCAUCCAUCCUUCCCCCACGCCUGUCCUGGCAGAGGAUGGCCACCGGCUGACCCUGGAGGACAUCUUCCCCGACCUGUUCUUCCGCCUGGACCUCCAAGUCAACCACACCUACCAAAUGCACCUCAGCGGGAAGCAGAGGGAAUACGAGUUCUUGGGCCUGACCCCUGACACGGAGUUCCUUGGGACCAUCGUGAUCUUCGUUCCAACCUGGUCCAAGGAGAGCGCCCCCUACGUGUGCCGAGUGAGGACGCUGCCGGACCGGACGUGGACCUACUCCUUCUCGGGCGCCAUCCUCUUCUCCAUGGGCUUCCUCGUCGCGGUGCUCUGCUACCUGAGUUACAGAUACGUCACCAAGCCACCUGCGCCUCCCAAUUCCCUGAACGUCCAGCAUGUGCUGACCUUCCAGCCGCUGCGGUUCAUCCAGGAGCGAGUCUUGAUCCCCGUCUUCGACCUCGGCGGCCCCAGCACUUUGGCCCAGCAAGUCCAGUACUCUCAGGUCAAGGUCUGCGGGCCCAGGGAGCCCCCAGGAGCUCCCCAGUUGCAUGGCCUGUCUGAGGUCACCUACUUAGGACAGUCCGACCUCGCCCUCCAGCCCACCAGCGUCCCACCUCAGCAGACACCCACCCCCCUGCCCUAUGCCCCGAAUGGGGUCCCUGAGGUUAGGCCCCCAUCCUAUGCACCGCAGGUAACCCCCAAAGCAAAAUCCACAGACUACACUCCACAGGCCACCUCUAAGGUCCUACCGCCCGCCUACAGCCCUCAGGCCACCCCCGACAGCUGGCCUCCCUACGGGCUGUGCAUGGAAGACUCUGGCAAGGACUCCCCCCCUGGGACACUCUGCAGUCCCAAACACCUCGGGCCUAAAGGCCAGCUCCAGACGGAGGCCCUGGCUGGACACUGCAUCCCAGGGGGCCUUUCUGUGCAUGGAGUGAUGUCCUUGGCUAUGGAGGAACCCCAAGAAGCAGAAUCAUCCCACCUGCAUCUUGGGGUUGGCACUGACAGAGUCCCGGACCUGGAUCUGCUAUGCACAGGGGAGCCGGGGACACCCCGGUGCCUGAAGGGCCAGCUGCCCCUCCUCUCCUCUGUUCAGAUCGAGGGCCACCCUGUGUCCCUCCCUUUGCACACUCCUUCCCUUCCAUGUUCCCCCUCCAACCAGGGUCCAAGUCCGUGGGGUCUGCUGGACACCCUCGUGUGUCCCAAGGACGAGAGUCCCGUGUAUGAGGCCGAGGCCCAGAGCCCAGCCCCUGGGGCCUCAGAGCCGGAGCAGCUGGCCGGGCUGGACUCGCUCUUCAGAGGCCUGGCCCUGACGGUGCAGUGGGAGUCCUGAGUGGAGAACCAGCCAGCGGGGGAAUCCUCCCCAGCCCAUCAGCAUCACAUUCUUUGGGGUCUGUCCCACGCCCAGCUGUGCCACACAGGUCACGGCCAGUCCCAGGCCUGUGCCCUUCAGAGAACCAGAGCAAGGAAGACACCUGGCCCGGGCUAGGGUGGGCUCUUCUUGGAAGAGAAAAGCGUGGUGAAGACUGCAGCUGAGGCGACACCUGCGCACGGCUCGGCGGUGCUCACAGCUCGCUGGCGCGCAGGGCACGGCGGCGCACAUGGCUCAGCGGCACGCACAGCUCGGCAGUGAACACGGCUCGGCGGUGCGCACGCAAACAGCUGCUUGAACAGCGUGGGCUCACAGUGUGGGUGCUGCGGGGAGCCAGAAGGUCAGAGUGUGGAGAGAGGAUGCAGGGAACCCUCCCGGGGUCCAGAGCCCCUGCCGUGAUACGCUGGACCCAGAGUUCCUGGGGCCUGCCCCCUCUCCCCUCUCCCGGCCAUUGUCACAAUCCAGUCCAACAGAGAGUGAGGCCUCUGCCUCUCCUGUGAUCGUCAAAAGCAAGAAAGGAGUCUCCUGGUCGGCGGGGCAGAACCGGAACAACCCGUACUUCUGCCGAGGCCGGAAACGCAAGGCAGGAUGGCGUGACUCCAGGGAGGGGUGCGGCCAGGGGCUCAUUCUCACCAGGACCACUUCCUGGAACUGUGCCAUGUCACCCCAUUUCUCUGCUAGAGCCUGGCGGCAGGUGGGGAGGCAGACCCAGAAACCUGUUCUGUAGGAGGGCGUUUCAGACCCCGCCCUGCCAUGUGGCCCCAAAGGGGAUAAGCCAAGAGCAGACCGUUCUUCCUUCACACCUUUGGGAACUGCUCAGCCCAUCGGGGUUCACGUUCCAGCCGCCCCACUUACCAGCUGUGACUUCAAGCAAAUGAAUCACUGCUCAGAA
Tupaia belangeri chinensis (Chinese tree shrew) is the source of this 2766-nucleotide messenger RNA. RefSeq names its product interleukin 22 receptor subunit alpha 1 (gene IL22RA1). The transcript is spliced from 7 exons. Gene Ontology annotation, molecular function: protein binding; cytokine receptor activity. Gene Ontology annotation, cellular component: plasma membrane. Gene Ontology annotation, biological process: cytokine-mediated signaling pathway. The record is from RefSeq and is a predicted model, not a curated record. Bases 27 to 1835 code for a protein of 602 amino acids. NCBI's taxonomy places the organism in Eukaryota, Metazoa, Chordata, Mammalia, Scandentia, Tupaiidae.